CCAGUUAGAGAAACUUGCAGAAGAAGAAGAGAAGCAACAACAAACAUGUGAGUGUGUACAGUAGAUGCCUUCAUAAGAGUUUUAUUAGCGGGGGAAUCACUAUAAAGUCCAUCUGCUCAUUUUAAACGUUUAACGUUCGUCAUCUGCUAGUAUCGGAAUGAAUGAUGCAUUAGUAGUACUAGUAAACCAUCUAACUUAACGUAAACAUGAAGCUUAAAGAGUUGGAGAGCUGUCUUCAGCAGGUCGACGGAUUUGAGGAGCCCAAGAUUCUCCUCGAGCAGUAUCCCACCAGCCCUCAUAUAGCAGGCUGUAUGUUAUACACCAUCCACAACACAUUUGAUGACAUAGAGAACAAACUUGUGGCUGACCUGGGCUGUGGCUGCGGGGUGUUGUCUAUAGGAGCUGCAGUCCUUGAUGCUGGACUUUGUGUGGGAUUUGACGUUGACGAAGAUGCUUUGGAGAUUUUUAAAAGAAACGUUGAAGAAUUUGAACUUUACAACGUUGAUGUCGUCCAGUGUGACGUUUGCGCUAUUGGAUCCUUGUACGACAAGAAGUUUGACACGGUUAUCAUGAAUCCUCCAUUCGGCACAAAACACAACCAGGGUAUUGACAUGCAGUUCCUAAAGACGGCCAUAUCCAUGGCCAGAACGGCGGUGUAUUCUCUUCACAAGACCUCCACACGAGAUCACAUCCAGAAGAAAGCUAAAGAUUGGAAAGUGAACAUGGAAGUCAUUGCAGAGCUUAGAUAUGACCUACCAGCAUCUUACAAGUUUCACAAAAAGAAGUCGGUUGACAUUCAAGUGGACUUCAUUCGUUUCACUCCGACAUAAAAAUAAUUGUCUGUUUCUUGACAAAUGUUUCAUUUUUUUUAAAACAAACACUGCUGCUCAAAAUAAAUUUUAGAACUAAACAUGUUUAUGUCAUAAUUUACAAAAACUACUGUUGUAAUUUUAUUUCAGCAUACACAGUUAAACAACCAUUUCAUAUUACUAAAAUUAUAAUAACAGUCAGAUCAAAGAUCAACUAAAACAUAUUGUGCCACAAACCAUAUUUAUCCUCAUCACAAAUCAACCCAUAUUGGUAACACUUUACAAUAAGGUUGUAUUAGUAAAAAUGUGUGAAUGCAUUAACUAACAUGACUAAACAUUGAACAAUAAGAAAGAAGAAGAAAAGAUGGAUUUGUUUCUGCACACACACUGGCGACUCAUUUUCUAAUAGAAACACAUUUAAAAGUGCAUUUUCUAGGACAAGGGGGCAUUCAGUUUAGUAAUGGCAAUACAGUUAUUUAUGUUAGUUCAUAGUGCAUUAAAGGAAAACACCACCAUUUUUCAAUAUUUUACUAUGUUCUUACCUCAACUUAGACAAAUUAAUACAUACCUAUCUUUAGUUAAUGCAUGCACUUAAUCUUAGUACAGCGUGUCAAGAAUGUGUUAGCAUUUAGCCUAGCCCCAUUCAUUCCUUGGGAUCCAAACAGGGAAGUAUUUAGAAGCCACCAAACACUUCCAUGUUUUC
Molecule: messenger RNA, 1512 nt
Organism: Paramisgurnus dabryanus
Lineage: Eukaryota; Metazoa; Chordata; Actinopteri; Cypriniformes; Cobitidae
Gene: mettl5
Product: methyltransferase 5, N6-adenosine
Biological process (GO): rRNA methylation
Molecular function (GO): nucleic acid binding; rRNA (adenine-N6-)-methyltransferase activity
Source: RefSeq, a predicted model, not a curated record